CAGCACCCAAGCCCUGAAGUGAGAGAGUACGCCUGUGCCAGUAUUUCCAGGCUGUUGCAGCAGAAGCAUGUAAUCCCAACCUUUCUGCAGAGGGACGUCGUCCGGUGUUUGGGACCGUUGUUGAUGGAUCACAGUUUAGCUGUUCGCGAGACAGCUGCAGGCGCUCUGCGAAAUCUGAGUGCUUGUGGAGGAUUUGAGGUCUGCGAUGACAUGGUGACAAAAGACAUCAUGACACCCCUUGUAGCACUUUUGAAAGAGUGUAGCACUGGACUAGAUGCUAACCAGCUCUCUCCAAAAAAAUGCAGAGAGAUGAACAAAAACUAUAUUGAAGACAUAGCCAAUGAGGCUGUUAAUUUGCUGUGGAACGUAUGUGAAUGCAACAAUACUGCGGUGCACAUAUUCAAUAAAGAGGGAUGUCUGGAGCCUGUGUUACAUUACAUGAAGAAAUUUUCCACGAAUGUGGAUCUGGCUAUUUCAGUAGCAAACUGCCUGCAGGCAGUGACAGAAGAUAAUCCAGAUCUUCUUUCUUCAUUCAAUGCUUCUGCACAACAAGUGUUGGAAACCGUGAUGUUGUGUCCAGAGAGCACAAUGAAGCAUAUCCUUCUGAGAACACUGAUAGCAGGCACUAUCUGGAAUAUCAAGGAUACCAUUCCAGCAGACAGCCUGGGAAGCAUGGUAAACGCAAUCCUGAAGAUUUUUUCCGAAUCAUUAGCAAUAGAUGCUGGUGAAACAAUCAUUCGAAUGAGUGAAGCUGAAAAAAACAGGUUAAAACUUGCUGCGGAGGCAGAAACUGAGGAAAACAUGACUGAUGUUAUGGACAACUGUGGUAUGAGUGAAGAUGAUAUGGAAGAGGUACCAAAAGGAAAAGUCAGAAGAGAAAAUGACAUUUCAGACCUACUUCCAUCUGAUAAGUGGGAACUGAAAGAAGUGACAGCUUUACUGAUGGCUCAGCAGACUGCUCUGGAAAUCAUCGUUAAUAUGUGCUGCAGUGAAGAUCCCUCUGAUGAUGAAUGGGAAGAACUCUCCAGCAGUGAUGAAAGCGACUUGUUUAUGGAAAACUCAUACAAUGAGGGGAGUGGGCUGCUAAUGUCGCCCCUCUGUCUCUCUGCUGAGGUUAACUCAGCGUUUCUGAACAACCUCAUUCCAAAGAAGAUUCUUGAAAAAACUGCUUUUCCGAACAGUGUUGCUCUAGACAUCUGUAUGCACAAUCCGUCUUGGAAACCAUUAAUUAAAAAACUGAAUGCGGUGCAGUGCAGAGCUUUAACGUGCCUUCAUAGCAUCUUGUUAGUGUCAGACGUGGAUUGUCUUGGAGGAGCUUCAGCACUUCAGUCCCUUGCACAGCAUCUCUCGCAGCUAGUCUUUUCUAAAACGGAACUCCCUACAGACACAGAAUUCCUGGAAGCCAUAACCAGCGCUUUGAGGGCUCUCCUACAAACAAUGGCAUCAAAGAACAUCUCCCAGUGUAUGACUCCUGAGCAGCUCUUGGCUUUAUGUGAAGCUGGUAUUCACAGCAGCAAUGCCAGUGUUAGAGUGAACGUAGUGGGCAUCCUCGGAAUUUCUGGCAGUGUCCUGGCGAAAGGACAAGAUACAGCUGAGACGCUGAAGAUGAUUGGAAAAUUUCUUCUUGAGGUUGCUAUGAAGGAAUCUUCCCUUGUGGUAGCAGGGGAAGCCUUGGAUGCACUUUUUGAUGUGUUUGCAGAUGGUAAAGAAGCAGAAAAGGCAGCAGUACAGAUCAAGUUGCUUCCAGCACUGAAAGAAUUUCAGCCAGUGUUCAAAAUGAGGAUGCGAAAAGAAGGCAAAGGACAAUAUAGUACAGAUCAGCUGUGUGUUCUUGACAAUGUGAAGAUGAAUUUGAGAAGAUUCAUUGCGUAUCAGGAGACACUAGGGAAAACCCCAACUUGAAACAUCGAGGAACUUUAAGGUUUCCCUUAUUGAGUAAUGUUUUCCAAAAAUAUAACCAUUUUGAACUUUUAAAAUGUAUUGUCCAGAGCAGUUUUGCUUUCCUGUUAAUACUGCAUUCUUUUACAUUCAGUAUGUUCAUACCUCUGGGUUGAUGCAAUAUGAAAGUCACAUCCGUGUCAGAAAGCAUGGCAUACUAAAGUGUUAGCAGUGAUAAGAAUGUGCUGUUACAGCCCCGAGAUCUGUACAUAACAACACUGUCAUUGUGUAGAAAUCCUGACGUAUCCUGGCGGAAACCUAUAAUUGCAUGAAAAAGUAAUUUAGAGGGUAUGUGCCAGAUCAAGAAAGAAUGUAAAAGCUCAAGAUACCUUUCAGGAAAUCGAGCAGUGGCAGAAUGUUUGUAUUUGCUAUUUGCUCUUACCUGCUUCAAGAAUUGCACAGGCACUUAAGGCAAGCUUCCCAAGAGAAGUGUGUGACAAGUGUGUGGAUUGCUGUCAGCACUUGGAUCUGUUACUUCAUGAGGCUUAUCAGAAACGGUUUUGGAUUAGUUUAGGAUAAUUCAGUAUGAUAGCUUUUUGCUGUGGAAAACGGUGUAAAGGGAUCCCUACGCUUUACGCAGCUCCCUGUUUUUACUUUGUUUUGAUUGGUAUUUCUGAAAAGCAAGUGUCCUGAUUUAUUUUAUUCCUUGUAGUUCUACAUCAGGAUGAAUUUGGAUUCAGGGAAGUAGUAAAUUUAAGAAGUAUUUUUUUUAUACUGA
Eurypyga helias (sunbittern) is the source of this 2656-nucleotide messenger RNA. RefSeq names its product HEAT repeat containing 3 (gene HEATR3). Lineage: Eukaryota; Metazoa; Chordata; Aves; Eurypygiformes; Eurypygidae. The coding region runs from base 124 to 1902 and encodes 592 amino acids. Gene Ontology annotation, biological process: ribosomal large subunit biogenesis; protein import into nucleus. The transcript is spliced from 14 exons. The record is from RefSeq and is a predicted model, not a curated record.